CCAUUAAUUUCUCCAUCUUUAAGUAAUCUGGCGACAAACUCUUUUCCUUUUGGCCUUAUUUGUGACACUAGAAUGAGCACAUAACGACACCAUUGUCAAAACUGAAAAUUUUCUGUUCUAAUGUAAACUUCAGAAUCACCUCUACAUCCCCUUCAAUCGUUCUCCCGCAAAAGGAGAGAAAGUGAAACACAAAAAAUAGUGUGGAACAGAGAAAGGGCAGGGGAAGUUAUUUGUUUUGUGAUGGCGAGAAUUCCAGUGAGGUUCAAUAGGAUAGCGGCGGCUUUCGAUGAAGCGGCAAGGGCGCCGCCAGUGCGGCUAUGUGAGAGCAGCGGCAGCGACCACUCUCCAGAGGAUUUGACUGAUCUUUCUGAUCUUGUAAAUUCUUUUAUUGAGAGCAAUUGCGGGGUUGAAACUGAUGAGGGUAAGAUUAACGAGCAAGAGAAAGAAAAUGAGAACGAUGGAUCAGAGGGUUAUCGGUCAGAUUCUGAGACCAAAGAUACCUUAAAGAGUUUGAUGGGCAAUAAUAUCUGUGAUGGAAACGAAGAUGCUGAUGUGAAACACAAGAUUCUCCUACAGACAGAAAUCGCUUGUGGGAGUGUAAAGGACGUGUCUUCUGAGGGUUUUAAACGUCAGUUGAUGUCUCGUUUGCGAGACCAGGGCUUUGAUGCUGGAUUGUGCAAAACUCGGUGGGAGAAAUUUGGGCGGCAUCCAGCUGGGAGUUAUGAAUUUGUAGAUGUGAAUGUUAAUGGCACCCGUUACAUUAUUGAAGUAAAUCUUGCAGAAGAAUUUGAAAUAGCUCGACCAACAAUAAGUUACACUUCAUUAAUCGAUGUUUUCCCACAAAUUUUCGUGGGAAAACCAGAAGAACUCAAGCAGAUUGUGAGGCUGAUGUGCAGAGCAAUAAGAGAAUCAAUGAAAAGCAAGGACAUUAAUGUGCCUCCUUGGAGGCGAAAUGGGUACAUGCAGGCCAAGUGGUUUGCUUCUUAUAAGCGUACAACCAAUGAAAUUUCAGCUAAAAAAGCAUCAGAGAAAAAUGACGCAGUUGCAACCAAAAGAUUCGUUGGGUUUGAGACAUUGCCGAUGGUUACUUACUACUGCAGAGACAAUUUUGCCAGUAAGGCUGGUUUGAAAGUUGGUUAUUUGACUGCUGCCUUUAAUGCGAAUGGCAGUAUUGGUUUGCUAUUGUAGUCAUUCCAGGGAAUAGCGUUAAAUUAUACAUAAAAAGGCAGCUGUUUUUCCUUGUAAGUACUUGGAGUGAUUUUAUCUGGUUGGAUUUUGGAAACUGGAAAGAUCCAAUUCUCUAGGCAAUUCUAUCGGUGUUUUUCUUGGUGGAAUCCGCGUAGACAUAUUGCAGUACUGCAUUCGAAUGUUGCUACAAAAUUUCACCUUUAAUUACUGAUUGUAUCCAGAAAUGGAUUUCAAUUGGAAACUAUCUGUAAAGAUGAAGAUAAGGCAUUGUCUGCCGUGCCUGAUGCCACCGCAAUUCAGAAAGCCUUGCGGUGCCACUCGCUUCAUUUUGGAGUUAAUAUAUUUUUAUAUUAGCAAUUGAGUUACAACUAUGCUUGAACAUGUAUUAACCUCUUGGCUUGUUUAUGAUUUGGUGUAGUAUCAUAGAUGGUUUGCCUUUGUUAGCGCUUUUCCAUUUUUUUUUCCUCUUAGGUUCUGCUGGUUUUAUUUUUAUUAUCAAAUUCAGAACCAAUUAAUUUAUGGUCUUAUAUCUGUUAUAAUUAAU
Messenger RNA from Durio zibethinus, 1732 nucleotides. RefSeq lists its product as uncharacterized. NCBI's taxonomy places the organism in Eukaryota, Viridiplantae, Streptophyta, Magnoliopsida, Malvales, Malvaceae. The record is from RefSeq and is a predicted model, not a curated record.